This is a messenger RNA of Mytilus trossulus (common blue mussel), 1754 nucleotides long. Its product is annotated as tyrosinase-like protein 2. The coding region runs from base 69 to 1754 and encodes 561 amino acids. The transcript is spliced from 4 exons. Lineage: Eukaryota; Metazoa; Mollusca; Bivalvia; Mytilida; Mytilidae. The record is from RefSeq and is a predicted model, not a curated record. Gene Ontology annotation, molecular function: oxidoreductase activity.
AAAUAAUACUUGCUAUUACAUGUAUUCAAUAGAGAGAUAAAAUAAUACGCCGGCUUUUCAUUAUAUCAAUGAAGCCUACAUUACAACUACUGCUAUUGUUCCUAUGGCAUUCCGUAUUAUUAUCAGUCUGCAAUGUCAUAACUGACCAGUAUCCGGCUUUGGUUUCCGAAUGUAGGGAUCGUGACUCACAAAAGCAAUAUAAGUGUAUACUGUCAAAUCUUAACAAAGCAGAUUGGUCACGUGACGAUGCAGAUGGCUUAAAACUGAGAUUACGACAAGACUUUUACUGGCAUCCAACAAAAAGGAUACGACGAGAAUGUAGAGCACUAACGAGAGAAGAAUUUAAAGAAAUGGUUGAUGCCAUAAACGCUUUAAAGAAAGAUAAAAGUAUGUCUCCGAAUGUGUAUGACUUCGUUGCUGAUUACCAUACAAACGAAGCAGUAAAUUCAGUUCACUUUGGUUCAAACUUUUUUGGCUGGCAUAAAAUGUAUAUUUUAAAAUUUGAAGAGCUUCUUCGAAAAGUAAACCCAAAUGUAACAUUAUGCUACUGGGAUUCAAGAUUAGACCAUCAUAUGAAAAACCCGAAAAAAUCCUUGAUGUUUACAUCAGAGUUUUUUGGUGACGCUAGAGGUCCCAUCAAAACAGGACCUUUUGCACGUUGGAAAACAAUAAGAAAUAAACCUCUCGUCCGAGACUUAGGAAGAGAAGGAAAUCCCAUUUCUUAUAAAGAUAUAGAAACCGUAUUAUCAAAAAAACACCAUGUCCAAAUAACGAACCCGACAUCGGAUCCUAACAGUCAAGUCGAAAUGAUGCAUAAUAUGGUCCAUGCCUUCGUCGGUGGUCAAAUGAAUGAUUUCAAUACUAGUUCUCAAGAUCCGUUUUUCUGGAUUCAUCAUGCCUUCAUUGACGCAGUUUGGACCGUUUUUUGUCGGCAGUUACGUCAUCGUAACAUCGAUCCACAAGAUGAUUACGUCAUCGUCGAUAACAAAAUGCACAGACCCGAGAGAUAUAUGGAUCAUCUAUUUCCAAUGAAGAAUAUAGAUGGUUAUAGCGAUUACUUUGCCAAUAACAUCUAUUCGUAUGGUGAUUUUGCAAAAUGUCCUACUUGUUUGAACUCUCCAUAUCUAAAAUGUGACUAUGCAUCAAACAAAUGUGUAGGCAUCGAGAUUCACGAACCACGUAGAAGGGUGGAGACGCCCCCAGAAAGAAUAAAAACAAACCAUUUAUCUACACCUCAGAAUGAUUUCACCGUACUGGCAGGAGAUGAUAAAGACUGGGUCUAUAUCCCGGUUAAAAUUAUUGUUCGGAAUGCUCUCGAAAAAUCCAUUAAGAAAAAUGUUAUCGGCGGAUGUGAAUAUUUAGGAGCCGGAUAUGAUGAUUUAUGUUCAAAGUCUGUAGCCAUAGUUCAAUCCAAUGGAAUAACGUACCACGGGACAUAUAGAAAUUAUAUUGUAAACGAUGCUUCUGUUCCUCAGUGGGUAUACGCAUAUGUUGGAGUUAAAGAUCCAGGAACAGGGUCGAGUCAGGCUUUCAUCAGUGUUACCGACAAAAACCACCAGCCAUGUGAUGCAUUUUGUCUUGAUCUAAAAGCGAAAAAGUAUCGGUCAUGUCCAGGAGUAAUUUCCGUAACAAAUAAGAAACCAAGGAUGUACUAUGACACCCUUAAGGAAGCAGAGGAAAAUGGAUAUCCAUUUAAUCCUUUAGAGGCGGAUACUCUUGAUCCGAGAAUUAAAAUGGCGUUCCUUUGCUAUUAA